UUGUCUUCCCGCAGCUAAACAAGCGUCUCCAAGACUCACUUUGAUUUAUUUAUUUAUUUAUUGGAACAUGUCUUCGAUAAGAGAACGAGCUGCGGCGUUGAACCUUGCAGAGAAACUGUGUGUGCGUCCCCAAGCUCCUGGAGUGGCCAUCAAACCGGUCCAGUCCUCCUCCAUGUGGAGCGGCCUCAUCUUCCACCUCAGGUCCUCUGUGACUGUGAAGCGAAGACGGGUCCACCUGAAGUCCCACAGUGACUGUUUCCUGGGUUCAGAGGCUGUGGAUGUAGUGGCAGAGUACAUUACUCACGUGAAGGGCCUUGAGGGUACCAACGUGUCUCGGGACAGAGUGGUGUGUGUCUGCCAGGCUCUGCUGGACUGCAACGUGUUCGAGGCCGUGGGAACCAAAGUGUUUGGGAAAGACAAGAAGCAGGAUGUGUUUCAGGACAGCAGGAGUUCUCUGUACAGGUUUGUAGGCGCGUGCAGUCCUUCAGUUGAUGAGUUGGAAAGAGGGCUGCUUGUAAAUGGGAUCCAAAAACUCUUCUGUAGUGCUCCUCCAGACAGACAGGAAGAGCUUAAGAUGUCCACCACUGUCAAACUCACUGAGACGUCCGUAAAGGCCAACAAACCGGAGGCUGAGGUCGCAAUUCGUCUGUCAGUGGAGCCUGUGGGGGUGGACAGUCUCAGUCUGAGUCCCAGUCAAGUGCAGACCGACUCGGUUUUACCACAAUCACUGGUGGACGAGGUCUGGCAGGAGCAGACUCUGCUCAGGCUCUUAAACCUGGUGGAGCUCCCCCUGCUGGAAGGAGUGCUUCAAUGCAGCCACAGGAGUCCAUCGUCUCCACCUCUGUCUCCGACCAACCUGCUGCCUCACAGUAACCCAGACCUGAUCUACACCACCAACCACCUGGACAGACAGAUCCUAAAGGCCUUCAGGGACUCUCAGGAAGAUGAGUGGCUCUGUGCAGCCUUGGACUGUUUGGACUUCCUCCCCGACCAGCCAGUGGUGGAGGUGAGCAGGGAGCUUCCUCAGUGUUUCCCUCAACACAAAGAGAGCCAAGAACUAUCUGGUAGCAGCAUCCAAGAGGGAGGUCACAGCAGCGACGAGCAGACCCGUCUCUCUCAGUCCGCCUUGGCCCAGUGUAAGCUGCUGCUGUAUGGGACUCUGGUCAAACACUACAGCAACACUAACAGAUCGCCGCUGCUGCCUCAGCACAUGACGGACAUCUACACAUCCAUCACCGACCUGCUGACCAGUGCCGGGUUAAGCAAGGCUCUGGAGGCUCUGCAGCUGUGCCUGAAGCUGCUUCCGUUCAGCUGCAGAGACGAGCUACGUCGCCUGCUCACAUUCAUGUCUCUGGCGGCCGACCCACAAGGGAUUAAAGUGGACAAGGAGGUGGAGAACAGGCUGGCAGUGAAGAGGUCUUUCUCCAGGGCGAUCCUUCACAGCAGGACUAUCUCCAAGGAGAAGGAGGAUCUUAUGGUGGUGUUUAUGCUUAGCAACAUAAAAGAAAUCUUCAAGAUACCAGGGGCUCUGCACAAAGAAGUGAGUGACAAGUUGGCGGGCCUCGUACAAGGGAAACAACCUGAUGUGACAGGCUCCACGUUCUGUCAGCAGCUCCCCAUCAGGACGUACACUGAGUCUACAAAGAAGAACACCAACCAUGAACUGUGGACCCUCCUCAGCAGCAUCCACGAGGACACCAAGAUGUCCGACAAGGAGAGGAAGCGACUUCUGAGACAGUUUUACCAAGCCCACCCAGAGAUAUUUCACCAGUACUUUGGUGACUCUGCUGUUACUGUGCUGUAGAUUAUGAUUUAACUCAAAAGACAUAUUUGAGCCUGACAUGCAAAUCAGGUAUUUAAAUAUAUGAUGAUAUAUCUAUGUGGAUUUAUGUGUAUAUUUACUUUGUUAUACCGGACAAUUAAAAUAAAAAGUUUCUGUCAAAUGUA
Mugil cephalus (flathead mullet) is the source of this 1947-nucleotide messenger RNA. RefSeq names its product DEP domain-containing protein 7-like. Gene Ontology annotation, biological process: intracellular signal transduction. The coding region runs from base 68 to 1804 and encodes 578 amino acids. Lineage: Eukaryota; Metazoa; Chordata; Actinopteri; Mugiliformes; Mugilidae. The transcript is spliced from 12 exons. The record is from RefSeq and is a predicted model, not a curated record.